Parastagonospora nodorum SN15 is the source of this 276-nucleotide messenger RNA. RefSeq lists its product as hypothetical. NCBI's taxonomy places the organism in Eukaryota, Fungi, Ascomycota, Dothideomycetes, Pleosporales, Phaeosphaeriaceae. The record is from RefSeq and is a predicted model, not a curated record. The transcript is spliced from 2 exons. The coding region runs from base 1 to 276 and encodes 91 amino acids.
AUGUCCGAAAGCGUAUCCCGGCGCGCAGUAGGCCGAGGCACCGUGGCGGGAGGAUGGGACACGCGCGACUCGAGGUCGUUGGGCGCGUCUCUCUGUAUUCAAGCGUGGAUGGCAAAGGACGGCGGCGACAUGGAUGCCGAUGGCGCAUCUGUUCCCAAGUAUAGCGAGGGCGGCGAUGUGCAGCGGCGGUUGGUUGUCGGGGCCAAGACGGGCCUGAGGGGAGGCGGAGGAGUGGCAGUGGGAGGUAGCGGCGGGUGGGCGACCAAGCAAUUGUAA